CCCGCGUCCUUUCCCUGGCGUGAUUCCGUCCUGCGCGUCUGUCCUGUGGAAUAGCAGGCAGUUGUUUUCCGUCCCGCUUCGCUCACACCGAAGUGCGCGCCUCCACCUCAUGGAAGACUCGAUGGACAUGGACAUGAGUCCUCUUAGGCCUCAGAACUACCUUUUCGCUGUAGAGGAAGAUGCAGAGUCUGAGGAUGAAGAUGAGGAGGACGUAAAACUCUUGGGCAUGUCUGGAAAGAGAUCUGCUCCUGGAGGUGGUAACAAGGUUCCACAGAAAAAAGUAAAACUUGAUGAAGAGGAUGAGGACGAUGAUGAGGAUGAUGAGGAUGAUGAAGAUGAUGAUGAUGAUGAUUUUGAUGAAGAGGAAACUGAAGAAAAGGUCCCAGUGAAGAAAGGUCAAGAGUCUUUCAAAAAACAGGAAAAAACUCCUAAAACACCAAAAGGACCUAGUUCUGUAGAAGACAUUAAGGCAAAAAUGCAAGCAAGUAUAGAAAAAGGCGGAUCUCUUCCCAAAGUGGAAGCCAAGUUCAUUAAUUAUGUGAAGAAUUGUUUCCGGAUGACUGACCAGGAGGCUAUUCAAGAUCUCUGGCAGUGGAGGAAGUCUCUUUAAGAAAAGGGUUUAAACAGUUUGAAAUAUUCUGUCUUACUUCAUUUCUGUAAUAGUUGAUNUCUGGCUGUCNUUUUUAUAAUNCAAAGUGAGAACUUUCCCUACUGUGU
This is a messenger RNA of Mus pahari (shrew mouse), 717 nucleotides long. It is a transcript of the gene Npm1, whose product is annotated as nucleophosmin 1. Lineage: Eukaryota; Metazoa; Chordata; Mammalia; Rodentia; Muridae. Gene Ontology annotation, molecular function: histone binding; RNA binding; chromatin binding. Bases 110 to 610 code for a protein of 166 amino acids. Gene Ontology annotation, cellular component: nucleolus; centrosome; nucleoplasm. The record is from RefSeq and is a predicted model, not a curated record. The transcript has 7 exons. Gene Ontology annotation, biological process: regulation of centrosome duplication; ribosomal small subunit biogenesis; chromatin remodeling.